Hippocampus zosterae (dwarf seahorse) is the source of this 1542-nucleotide messenger RNA. It is a transcript of the gene rnf185, whose product is annotated as ring finger protein 185. Gene Ontology annotation, molecular function: metal ion binding; ubiquitin protein ligase activity; ubiquitin-like protein conjugating enzyme binding. The transcript has 6 exons. Gene Ontology annotation, cellular component: endoplasmic reticulum. Lineage: Eukaryota; Metazoa; Chordata; Actinopteri; Syngnathiformes; Syngnathidae. The record is from RefSeq and is a predicted model, not a curated record. The coding region runs from base 386 to 994 and encodes 202 amino acids. Gene Ontology annotation, biological process: ubiquitin-dependent protein catabolic process.
CGCUGUGGACUUUCGGGUUUUUUUUGGGUGAAGAGAAAGACGGCCACCGACGUAGCUGACUUGCCUAACUUCCAACAACAAGUUCGGACUUUCGCUUUCAAAAGCGUCUUUUGAAAACGUUGCCAUAUUUGGUUCAAGUAACAGCCGACUAGUCCCCUUCGUUCCGUCGCCUAUCUUAGCUUUUAGCUUGGGUCCGGACGACGACUUUGCGCCAGGCAGCAAGCUAACAGCUGUAGAGAUUGCUAGCUUGUACUCUAUCCUCGACGUCGAACAGCAAAGAAGCCCUUCCCGGUGUCUUCGUGUGCGGCUAUUGACGUGUUGCAUGUCGAUGGACCUUCGCCAGCCUGCUGUGCAUAGUUAUUAACCGACUGAGGCGGUAGUUGAAAUGGCCAACGCAGCGCCCUCUUCACCUUCUCCGGCCAGUGGCUCCCCUGGAGCAGCAGCAACCGCCGCCGCCGAGAACGCGAGCUCGGGAUCCAGCAGCUCGACCGCGGGUGGCGACGGUGGCAACCAGGACAGCACGUUUGAGUGCAACAUUUGUCUGGACACCGCCAAGGAUGCCGUCAUCAGCCUGUGCGGACACCUCUUCUGCUGGCCCUGUUUGCACCAGUGGUUGGAGACGAGACCCAGCAGACAAGUGUGCCCAGUGUGUAAAGCCGGCAUCAGCAGGGACAAAGUCAUCCCCUUAUAUGGGCGCGGAAGCACCGGGCAGCAAGACCCCAGAGAAAAAACACCCCCACGACCACAAGGCCAAAGGCCCGAGCCGGAAAACCGCGGCGGCUUCCAGGGGUUCGGGUUUGGGGAUGGAGGUUUUCAGAUGUCCUUUGGAAUCGGCGCCUUUCCCUUUGGUAUUUUUGCCACCGCGUUUAACAUAAACGACGGCAGACCCCCUCCAGCUGCCCCAGGAACCCCGCAGCACAUGGACGAACAGUUCCUCUCCCGACUCUUCCUCUUCGUGGCGCUGGUCAUUAUGUUUUGGCUCCUCAUCGCCUGACGGCAACAUGAGAUUUAUUCAUAAGAGACAAGAUAAGACUUCUCUUGGUUUUUUUCUUUUUAGAGGAAGCCAUGCAACGUUGAAUCCUUGAGUGUAAAUAGAAAUAAGAGUUGACUGCGGAAUUAACAGCACAAUUGAUAAUAAAGCUCUCGCGCAUCUUGUGGCACCUUUUGGCAAGUCAAACAUACUUCAGGGGGCAUCGACUAAUCAGAUUUUCGCAGGCGCACACUCUUUUUUUAGUAAUGACUGUUCAUUGAGUUGUUUCAUCCCUAUACUGUAUGUCACUAAUACAUUGUCACUUUUCAGGGAAAAUCGCUGAAUUUCUACCCUACUUUUUUUAAAUAUUCAAAUUGAAAUUAAAUUUCAAUAUAGCUUUAAGGCAAAUAAAAAUACUCACAGAACAUGGAAAUGUGUGCUUGUGAUUAGACAUUGACUAAUUCAGGAGGAAGGUUCGUUUGAUGAAAAUAUAUAAAUCUCACUAUCAAAUUGUGUUAAUGUUCCGGUGAAGAGAAAACACAUUAAAAAAAUUGCUGCUUUGCAAGCCCAAA